CUAAAAAAUCAAGUCAUCGUCGUUGUCUCGUCUUUGUCAGCAGAGAGAAGCUCUCCGGCGAUGCGUUUACACAAACUGAGACUCGCCGCGGCGGUUCCUGUAACCAUCUCCACAUUCUCUUCUCGCCUCUUCCUCAAUCCAUUUCCCAAUAACUUAACCCUAGGUUUGUUUUCUCGCCGUCUUCAACCCCGUAAGCCUCUCUUAGUCAGAGCCUUCUCCGCUUCCGCCGCCGUACAAGAUAUCCCGGCCACUCAGCCUCAGUGGAAGGCGUCGAUUGAUUUCAAAUGGAUAAGGGAUAAUAAGGAAGCAGUCGAAAUCAACAUCAAGAACAGGAAUUCUAAUGCUAAUUUGGAUGCUGUCCUUGAGCUUUACGAGAACAUGCUCAACCUCCAAAAGGAAGUUGAGAGGCUUCGUGAGGAAAGAAACAAUGUUGCAAAGAAGAUGAAAGGGAAGCUGGAGCCGUCUGAACGUGAUAGACUCGUAGAAGAAGGUAAAAAUCUGAAGGAAAGUCUUGUAACUCUUGAAGAAGACCUCGUGAAGCUUAAAGAUGGACAGGACAAAUCGUGAGCUUCUAUAGGUUCCAGAGAUAUUAACAUUUGCUCAAAAUCAAAAGAACAGUCUAAGAUUGAACAAGAUCGACUAGCAAGACGCAUUCAAGAAUUCAGGACACAGUCUGAAUUAGACAGCCAACAGCUAGCCGCUAACGCAGAACCCUCUGGUGUUAACGGAAACCGUGUUGGUGGAACCAUCCCUUAUAAAAAUACCGAAACAAGUUUAACAGCAGACAAUACGCGUUUCUGAUUUCAUUCUUGCAAGAAUCGAGAGCAAUUUAUGUUUUACAUUUUGUUUCCUAUAGCUCUUUUGUGUUUGCUUCGUUCUCAUGAAAGUGUUUUUGUGGUGAUCGAUUGGUUAAGAAAGUUAUAAGUGUUUUCUUCUCACCAGAGGGGGAUAGGUUAAGGUAGGAUAUGACUGUUAAGAAGAUGGAACAGUCCUUAAUCUAAAAACUCAUACUUGCAGAGGUCUUUAUGGCGUUCAUCAGUUCAGCAAAGCAGAGAUGUUCGUCAUAUGCCGACCUGAAGAUAGUGAAUUCUUCCACCACGAACUCAUUCAGAUUGAAGAGGAUUAAUUUGUUCACUUCUCUAGGAUUGCACUUCAAAACACUGGAUAUGGCCACAGCGGAUUUAGGCGCUCCAGCUUACCGUAAGUUUGAUAUUGAAGCAUGGAUGCCUGGUUUUGGACGGUUUGGCGAGAUAUCAAGCGCACCACUUGAGUAUUCCGUUGUAGUUGGUGAUUAAGAGGUGGUUACUCCGACGAGCAGACUGGUGUCGGAGAUGGUUCUCACUGAAGACGAUAUUGUUUCUCUCCAUAAAAGAGGAAGUCUGAAAAUCUCUCCCCAAAUAGGAGGAAGUCGAAGUUAGCGAGUUCACAUCAGGAGAGAGCCGAGAUACACCAGAGAUCUUUCCGAAGUAGCAUGAAGACCAUAUCUGACCGAAAGCAAGACCGUGAGAGAGGCCAGAUCCGAGAACUCAGCCAAAUUGCGGUGUUAGGAGGUUGGAGAGUUGAUGUAUUUGAUGAACAUGGGACAAGUCAGAAGCUUCAGACAGAAUGAUCUAUGUUCAUGGUUUUAGAAUGAAAUAGUGUCUCCGACAGAAUGAUUGUAACUUUUGUGUGAAUUGCUGUUUGAACAUUCUAUAUUCCUCAUUCAGGGGGCUCAGCAAGAGUGAGAGACAGAGCAGAUCAGAUGCAUACGCUGCUGUGGUAUGAUAGCUUUUGAGUUCGUAACAUGAUAUAUAUAGAUACUAUGGUUCUUUUAAUGAA
Molecule: messenger RNA, 1818 nt
Organism: Camelina sativa (false flax)
Lineage: Eukaryota; Viridiplantae; Streptophyta; Magnoliopsida; Brassicales; Brassicaceae
Product: serine--tRNA ligase, chloroplastic/mitochondrial-like
Biological process (GO): seryl-tRNA aminoacylation
Molecular function (GO): serine-tRNA ligase activity; ATP binding
Source: RefSeq, a predicted model, not a curated record